AUAUGGCACUCCGUGAGGAUAGUUGGGAGGAUGAGUUGCAGGGACAGUUCUCGCUUUUAUCCGCUACUUCAUUCGAGGUCAAAGAAGAAAGUGAGGACACACAUGGAAGCUCCAACACGGGGAUACUAGACUUAAGUGACGAAGUCUUUAUUCUCAUCUUACGACGGCUGGAUCCCACGUCUCUCUUGAGAGUUGGGAGCACCUGCCGAACCCUGUUUCGAGUUUGUUCCUGCAACUCACUGUGGACAAAACACUUCCAGACCUCAUUUGGAGUCCCGUUUGCCACCGCCACCUGCUCCGUCUCUGCCAAGAGUGCUUUCCGUUUGAUCUUCAUGUGGCGAACUCUCUUUAGAAACCUGCAUUGUAACCGGUCUCUUCAGGAGAAGCUCUUUGCAGAGAUCCCAUUCCCGCCACACAAGUACUGGGUCCAGUGGCUGGUUCUGGAAGAGACUGUUCCUCUGCCCUCCGUGAGACUGCCUUGCACCGACAUAGAGAGCUUAUGGGGAAUUGAGAAGGAAGUGUUGGAAGGUAAAGUCCAAGAGAAAGAUGAGGACGAGGGCAGAAUGCUGAAAUUCGAAUGGAAGGAGCUGUAUUCCUUGGCCCUUGAGCACCAUGGAAGCAUUGCCAAGGUUUUCCAGCAUGUUCUCAACCAACAGAGCAAUGACCACUGUGAGCUGGAGGCCAUGUUCAGUCAGUACAGCCAGUGUCGGUUCCAAUGGCUCUUCACCUACUGGUUGUUCCGCCAGCCAGCGCCCUUCGACAGGCAGCUCAGGGCCAUCUACCUGCAGUGGCAGAAGCACAGCAAGAGGAAGGUGGUGUCCUGGGGAGGCACGUUGUGUGACAUCAGGUACCUGGCCUCAUUGCAUCACAUCACCACCGACUACUGGCGGGGCAAGCUGGCCCAGGGUGACGAGACUGUGGGAAUUCAGACAGUGGAAAACUAUUUCUCCAUGUGCAAAUCCCUGGUGGCCUGGAUUUUAGGGCGUGACUGGGGCAGAUUGAAAAGCAGAAAGGUGUACGAGGACACGCUGGAGGGUGUGUACCUGCUGCUGAGGAGGGAGAUGCAGGAGACCCUGGUGGAGCACGAGAGGUUCUGGCAGGUGGCCAAGGUCCAGAUGACCCGAGUGUGCACCCUGGAGGAGACUGCUGUAAACUAUGUCAACUGGAAGAUGAUUGAAACACUGCCCUAUUACAAGCUAUACAUGGUGUCAGGCAACAGGGUUUACCUAGACCACGUGCAGGGCUUCCUCCACAGGAAGAGGCUGGUCCAUGACUGGUUCUUCAUGAAGGAGAACACCUGGGUCAGACAGCUGCUGCCUGGGGACCUCUACCCUCUGCUGGAGUUUGACACCAAGAUCUCCCAAGACAGCCUGCAUGGAGACUCCAUGCCAGCCCAGCUGAGCAGGGUGAUGUGGCUGUACCUCCACUCAGGACAGACACUCUACCUGGAGGCAGUGAAAGGCCUGGUGCUGCAGUGUGCUCAGGCCAGUCUGGGGCACUUCUGCAACCUCUCCCCUAGUGCCUCUAUUCAGCCCCAUGUCAGCUAGCUGGCUAACGCAGAUUGACCACUCCGUUUUCGAGCCUCUACGAGAUGUACAGUACCACGUUCUUUACUGGAUCCGGUGUCCAGUGCUUUUAUCACUUUUUACUGUAUUUUAUCACAGCUCAGAUUUUAGCUGGUGAGCUGGAAUUAAUCUAGAUUUUAAAUUACUUUUUAAACUUGAAUCUUUAUCAAUAGUUAAUGAAAUGUAGGCUAUUGAUGUAGAAACCUUGUUUGCGGUUAUGUAAUUACUCUACAGCCAACAUUUGGGGCAAGCCAUUGAAGUGAUGACAUUGCUCAAUCAUUCUCAAAUGGUAAAUGUAUUCCUAUUCAAAGCCUAACAAUUCUUGGCCAAUUAACAGGCUAGAAACUUAACAGUGCUGGGUUGCUGUAUAAUGAAUAAA
Oncorhynchus masou masou (cherry salmon) is the source of this 1944-nucleotide messenger RNA. RefSeq lists its product as uncharacterized. The coding region runs from base 3 to 1547 and encodes 514 amino acids. The record is from RefSeq and is a predicted model, not a curated record. Lineage: Eukaryota; Metazoa; Chordata; Actinopteri; Salmoniformes; Salmonidae. The transcript is spliced from 8 exons. Gene Ontology annotation, molecular function: protein binding.